Messenger RNA from Chrysoperla carnea, 5033 nucleotides. Its product is annotated as phosphatidylinositol-binding clathrin assembly protein LAP-like. Gene Ontology annotation, cellular component: clathrin-coated vesicle; clathrin-coated pit; extrinsic component of presynaptic endocytic zone membrane. The coding region runs from base 213 to 2090 and encodes 625 amino acids. Gene Ontology annotation, molecular function: SNARE binding; 1-phosphatidylinositol binding; clathrin heavy chain binding. NCBI's taxonomy places the organism in Eukaryota, Metazoa, Arthropoda, Insecta, Neuroptera, Chrysopidae. Gene Ontology annotation, biological process: synaptic vesicle budding from presynaptic endocytic zone membrane; clathrin-dependent endocytosis; clathrin coat assembly. The record is from RefSeq and is a predicted model, not a curated record. The transcript is spliced from 4 exons.
UUGUAUUGAUUCAUGUCGUAAGUCGAACUACACAAACUAUUUAACUAUUCAAAAAAACACUCCGGGUGACUCACGUUAAAAAUUCUUGACGAAUAACAAUUAUUCGUCAAAAGUCGCCUUCAACAAAAAUUUUUGUGUAAGUUCGCAAAAAAACAAAAAAAAAAUACAAUCGAAAAUUUCGGAACGUGUGAGAGAAGUGUGCUGCUAAAAAAAUGGCUGGACAAACAAUAAAUGAUAGAUUAUUAGCCGCAAAACAUAGCAUUGCUGGACAAGGCUUAGCAAAAUCCGUAUGUAAAGCAACCACCGAAGAAUUAUUAGGUCCAAAAAAGAAACAUUUAGAUUAUUUGGUUCAUUGUACAAACGAACCAAAUGUUUCGAUACCACAACUGGCAAAUUUAUUGAUAGAACGCUCUCAAAACUCUAAUUGGAUCGUGGUUUAUAAGUCGUUAAUAACGACCCAUCAUAUAUUGUGCUAUGGCAAUGAACGUUUCACUCAAUAUUUAGCUUCGUCGAAUACAACAUUUCAAUUGAAUAACUUCAUGGAUAAAACCACGAUAACGGGUGCACCGGGAGCUUCACUUGGAUCGUUACCAACGGGUGGUGCUGGUGCCAUUUCAGCGAUGAGUAACCUUCGAACCGGAUACGAUAUGUCACCGUUUAUUCGUCGCUAUGCACGUUAUUUAAAUGAAAAAGCGUUAUCAUAUCGAACGGUUGCUUUCGAUUUUUGUAAAGUGAAACGUGGCAAAGAAGAAGGAACGUUACGUACAAUGCCAGCGGAUAAAUUAUUAAAAACAUUACCCGUUCUACAACAGCAAUUGGAUACGUUGCUCGAAUUCGAUUGUACAGCGAAUGAUUUAACGAAUGGUGUUAUAAAUAUGUGUUUUAUGUUGUUGUUUCGUGAUUUAAUCCGUUUAUUCGCUGGUUAUAAUGAUGCGAUUAUUAAUUUAUUAGAAAAAUACUUCGAAAUGAAUAAGAAACAAUGUCGUGAAGCGUUGGACUUGUAUAAGAAGUUUUUAAUACGUAUGGAUCGUGUUGGGGAAUUUUUAAAAGUUGCUGAGAAUAUUGGUAUUGAUAAGGGAGAUAUUCCUGAUUUAACGAAAGCUCCAAAUAGUUUAUUGGAUGCUUUGGAACAACAUUUACAAUCAUUGGAAGGGGGUACACCGACAGCACCCUCGGGUGGUCAAAAACAUGGACCAAAAGUUACACCAUUCGUUACAGCAGCUACAAAUGAAACACAACAAGCUUUGGCCGAAGAAGAAGCGAUUUUAAAUCAAUAUAAAGCGGCCACAAACUCAACAAAUCCGUUCCUUGAAGAUGCUGCUCCAGCACCACCGCCGCCUGCAAGCAAUACAAAUCAACAAAUUCUUGAUUUAUUUGGAACAUCUACUACAGUACCGGCACCAGCUGCGAACACUUCGUCGAAAGCUUCCGAUGAUUUGUUACAAUUGGGUAAUCCAUUUGCGGAUAUGUUUGCGCCCACAUCUCAACCAUCAACUCAACAAACCGAUUUAUUUUCAAAUUCAAAUUGGACAACUACGGCCGCAACAAAUGGAUCAGUUGAUACAAAUUUAAUUUCAGUGUUUGAUUCGACGAAUAAUCAAAGCACAACUUCAAUGUUCGAUGAUCCAAUGAGCAUGCUUAAAACAAAUAAUACAACAAUGCUACCAACUCUAGGAGGUGCUCCUGGAGGACAACAACCCAUGAUUCCGAAUCUACAACAACAAGCACCUCAACCAGUCAUGGGUAAUGCGAUCCCACAACAGAAAAAAGUGUUAACCGGUGACCUCGAAAGUAGUUUAAUGUCGUUAUGUGAGAAUUUAACAAUUAGUAAUAAUGCAAAACCAUCGGCCGUACAAUGGAACUCACCAAAGAAUCAACCAAAACCAACAAUGCCUACCGCUGGUGGAUUCGCUCAACCAACUGCUGGGGUUGUACCACCCGGUGGUGCUAAUUAUCGUCCAAUGAUGCCUGCAGCCGGAGCUCCUAUGCAAUUUAAUGCAUCGGCUGGUGGAAGUCCACGUAUGGUACCUCCAACAACAAAUCAACAACCAAAAUCUGAUUCAUUGUUUGAUCCAUUUGGUGAUUUGUAAAUUUUCCAAAAAAUUAGAAAAGUUAACGACCCCUUGUCCUUCCCCCUAGUGUAUAUACCUAGAGCAUAUAUUUAUAUAAUCACGUCUUCAUCAUAGCUUCUCAUGUGUCUGUGUGUGUGUGCGCGCGUAUUUGUAUAUAAUUUAAAAGAUCUCAAACUUAAAAUGGAUCUCAUGUUGGGUUUUUUUAUGGAAUGUAUACGGAAAAUGAUUUCUCGAUUUUUCAACAAGAUUUAUGAAAGAACAAGUAUUUUUAACGGAAUAAUUGUGAAACAAAAUGAAAGACCCUUGGAAGUGAUAUGAGAACUUCGGAACGCCUAAGAUUGUACUCAGACCAUUUCUGACUUGUAGUACCAGAAGUACGUUCUUCCCUCCAUCUAAGGUUGGCCUUUUUCAGAAUAUCCUCUUUCAAGAGUAACUUGUAGUUCGCAAAUGGAACUCCCGGGUAUUUAUGGAUGCUUGUGUCCGGCAGCAUCGUGCCAUUUCUGGCAAGCUCGUCGAUGUCACAAUUUCCUGGAGUCCCGGUACACAUACCAGGUCUACAUUCAUUCGUUCCGCCAGUUCAUUUAAGGACGUACGGCAGUCCUGUGCUACCUUUGACGUUAGAUAGACUGAGCUGAAGGAUUUUAGAGCCUUUUAUCCCUCGGAGUAUUUCAAAUGAAAAUUCGAAAUGAAUCGAGAAAGAAGAAGUUCGAAUAGAAUAUUAAACUGUGCUGCACACAAACGCACAGCCCAGCUAUGUAUGAUUUUUCUCAUCGAUUUUAGAAUUAGAAGAACAAAAUAUUUAUUUUAUUUAUUAAAAAUUUCAUCGUCAUUCAAAGUGUCUCUCUCGUAAAUCUAUAAGAAUUAGAUGUUAUUCAAUUUUUUUUUUAAUUAUGAAGGAUCCAACACAAAACCAAUGUCCAAAAAAUACAGGAGUCUUAUUAAGUGGAUUUAACCCUUUAGCUGCUGCUGUAAAUUUCUUCAUUGAGAAGGGUUAUUGAAAAAAAUGUCCCAAGUAAAAAUUAUUCCACAUGGAUGACAUUUGAAGGUCAUAAAAGUGCUCAUUGUGUACUUUUUUGACAUAUUGAUUUUGUGUACAGAGUGUUCUUUGAAAAAUGCAAGCUAAAAAUGCUUUUUUAAAUAUUUGUUGAACCCUUUGUAAGUGACGUCACAACGAUUCACACACUAGUCAUACUAAAAAAAAAAAUGGGCGUACAACGAUGUUAUGCCCUUUUGCAAAUUUAACACGUCAAAUGUGACACUAUAAAUGUUUCUCUAGCAAACGGGUUUAUCCUAAGUAUUUAUUGGGUAGUAAAUUAUUAUUAAAUAUAUUUAUCGGUUUUUUUAGGAUUCUAAAUCGAAUCCUUAUUUAUUUAUUUUACUUAAAUUUAUUUAUUUAUUUAUUUAGAAAUGAAAAUAUAAUUAGAGCACGCGCUUCUAGAUAGAUUCUAGGUAUAUUUAUAUAUAGAAAAAAACAAAUUAUGUGUAUACUCUCUAAGGUUAAUGACACACGUACGGAAAAAAACGACCAAGCAUUUCAUUAGCAUUCAGAACGAUUGAAAAUUUGAGAGGUUUCUUUGAGGAUCAGAAUUUCUCUUUAAGGGUGACUAAAAAAAAUUUCGACUUUGAUAAUAAUAAUAAAACAUAAAAGGGGUACAACAAAUGGGUUCCUAGCACCUAGGGAUCUAUCACUCGAAUGCGCGACGUCUCCGGGUAGCGAGACUCUCCGAGCUGCUGUUUUAAGUAGGUGAAAAAUGGGAUUCUUUCGAGAUACUACGCAGAAAGCCGUAACCUCUCAAAUUUUUGACCGUUCUUAAACAUUUCGAAUACUUCUGAAUAAUCAAACUUGGUAACGAAUCUAAAAAGAAAUCUGUGUCAUUAAUCUUAAUAAUUUUCGUUUUUGGUUUUAACCGAAUUUUUUCGAUAUUAUUAUUUUUUUUAAACCGAUUAAAAGUAUUAAAUAGUUUACAGGGAAGUCUUCACUACAAAUUUUCACGUAUGGUGCUUUUGUUUAAGUGAAACGAUUUUUUAAAUUUUAAGAGCUUUAUAUAUUUAUUAGGAAAACUUUUGAAAGGUUUCAUUUUACUCUAGACACUCGACAAAUACAAGGUAAUUCAUUUUAAUCGAUAGACCCAAAUAUUUUCAAAAAAAAUUAUUCAGAUUAAAGUGGGACUUUCUCUUCUAGCAUCGGAUUUGAUCUAGGUCUUCUGAAUCCUUUAAUAGUUAACUCAGAUCUUAAACAGUAAGAUACAGAAAAACACUUUAAAUGACAUAGUUCUGUGGAAAAUGUGACUUAAAAAUAUAUCAUUAUUGAACUUAAUCGAAAGAAAAACUUUAAAUAACCUAAAUCAUUUUUCUUUAGGUAGUGUGAAAAGUAAUAUGGACAUAUUUCUAAGUCACAUUUCCUCCGAAAGCUAACGAUUUUCGAAAAAAAAAUGUUAAAACAACCAAGAGAAUCAAGUCGAAUCUGAUGUCAGAACAUGAUGCCCCCUUCAUUCUGAAUUAUUUUAGAAGGUAUCCAUCGGUUAAAAUGGGUACCUUCUAACUGUAAAAAAUAAAAGUCGUGUCAAACCAAAUUUUAAAUUCGAAACUUUUCAUAACUUUUUACUUAUAAUUUUUUUAUGGUGCUUUAAUAUUUCAAUUUUUAUGACAGCGAUCAAAUUAAAUCGCUUCAUAACGUCUGAUAAGGCUUUAAGACCUCGAAUAAUAAACGUCCAAUCAAUAUAUUGUUUUAUGUUGAGUCUAAGCCUUAAUUUCUCGUUCUAACUCUACGAGAAUGACGUGUAUAUGUUAACCAGGGCUUUUAACAAGUUUUGAUGGAAGUCCUAAAUUUUAAAAUAUAUUUUUUAUCAAUUUGUGAGUGAAGAAAAAUUAAUUAUUCCUGUAAACUUGAGAGGCUUUUCUCGAAUUGUUGUUAAAAAAAUUUAUGAAAAAUAUUCAUCACCAUGGGUGUGAAUUAUCUUG